UAAACAAUAUUCUGCAUUCAAAAUGUUCCGUUUUGUUGUAUUGACCGCUCUACUUGCCUGCGCUGCCGCAGAUGUUGUCCCAUUGUUGGAUGGGCGCAUUGUUGGCGGUAAGGCUACCACCAUUGAGAGCUACCCACAUCAGAUUUCCUUGAGACGUUCUGGUAGCCACAUUUGCGGAGGAUCCCUCUACAAGGCCAACGUUGUUGUCACUGCUGCCCAUUGCGUCCAAGGAACUUCAGCCUCCGUUCUCACCGUUGUUGCCGGUACCAGUUCCCGUACCUCAGGAGGAACUUCCAUCAAGGUCUCCCAGGUCAAGGUCCAUCCAAGCUACAGCAGUUCUAAAAUCAAUAAUGAUGUCGCUGUCUUGAUUUUGGCCAGUUCAUUCAGCUUGUCCAGCUCAAUUCAACUUAUUGCUCUUGCCAGCUCAGCUCCAGCUGUCGGAUCCGCCGUUGAAGUUACUGGAUGGGGUGCUACCAAGGAAGGAGGUGCUUCCGCUUCAACUCUUCAAGUCGUAAGUGUAAAUGUUGUUAGCAACGCUGACUGCGCUAAGGCUUACGGAAGCAGCGCGAUCACCACAGCUAUGUUGUGCGCUGGUGUUGAUGCUGGUGGUAAGGACGCAUGUCAAGGAGAUUCUGGUGGUCCAUUGAUCCAAGCUGGAAAACUUGUUGGUAUCGUCUCAUGGGGAAGUGGAUGUGCUCGCAAGGGAUAUCCAGGCGUUUAUUCCAACGUUGCUGCUUUGAAAUCCUGGGUUGAAGCCAACGCAUAAACGGAUCGAAAAUGACAUCAAAGCUAUUGGUAUUCAGAUAAAAAAAUCCCAAUUCUCUAAAAUAAAAGCUUAGCAACAAAACGA
Molecule: messenger RNA, 850 nt
Organism: Hermetia illucens (black soldier fly)
Lineage: Eukaryota; Metazoa; Arthropoda; Insecta; Diptera; Stratiomyidae
Product: trypsin delta-like
Exons: 1
Coding region: 23-766 (247 amino acids)
Biological process (GO): proteolysis
Molecular function (GO): serine-type endopeptidase activity
Source: RefSeq, a predicted model, not a curated record